Messenger RNA from Camelina sativa (false flax), 1727 nucleotides. Its product is annotated as F-box protein At1g10780. NCBI's taxonomy places the organism in Eukaryota, Viridiplantae, Streptophyta, Magnoliopsida, Brassicales, Brassicaceae. The record is from RefSeq and is a predicted model, not a curated record. Gene Ontology annotation, molecular function: protein binding.
GUGAGAUCUCUCUCUCUCUCUCUCUCUCUCUCUCUUUUAUUUUUCAAAAUUUGAAACACUCCGCCAUUCCGUCUCUCUUCACGCGCCACUCUCUCUUUCAAAUAACCCAAAAAUCCCCCUUCUCUUCCUUCUCCCCAGAUUUGAGAUUUCAGUUCUUGCUCUAUCUCGACCCAACCCCCAGAUUUAGAGAUUUAUUAUUCACCAACAAAAGAAAAAAAAAACAAAUGGACUCUCUUCCUGAUGCGCUCCUUCAAUACAUUCUUUCCAACAUGACCGCUGCAAAAGAUGUGGCUGCUUGCAACUGCGUCUCCAACCGAUGGAAAGAGUCUACUGACUCUGUUCAGAAAAUUACAUUCCUCCGGAAUUCUUUCGAUAGCAUCAUCUCCAAGACUGAUGAUGAUGAUGAUGACACCAUCUCCAAGACUGUUGAAUCUGACACCAUCGUUCGCAAGAUGAUUUCCUCUUUCCGUCGUCUUGAGGAGCUUGUGGUCUACAGCCCAUUCUCUAGCUGUGGUCUAGCUUCUUGGAUGACGCAAGUGGGUUCUUCUCUUAAGCUAUUGGAGCUGAGAAUGGAUAAUCUCGCUAGCGAGGAUGCUAUUGUAGAGGGUCCUUUGAAGCUUGACUGCGUUGGCGUGGCUAAGAAUUUGGAGACUUUGAGGCUUUGGGGUGUUUUGAUGAUGAGCCCUCCCAAGUGGGAUAUGUUCCCUAACCUUCGCUGCCUCGAAAUAGUUGGAGCAAGAACUGAUGAUGCCACACUGUGUCAUGCUCUCCGUGCAUGCCCGAAUCUGAGUAACUUGCUUCUGCUAGCCUGUGAGGGAGUUAAGUCCAUAUCGAUCGAUCUGCCAUACUUGGAGCACUGUAAGCUGGAUUUCUAUGGACCAGGUAACAGCGUGCUAGUCCUCACUAGUCCGAGGUUACUGCCCCUUGAUGUUCAAGGCUGUAGCUUUAUCCGAGUCCCUGAAACCAGAUUCUUAAAGACCCUAUCCAUCUCCAAUAUUGCUGGGAGAGUUUACAUGGUAGAUUUUCAUAACCUUUCCUCGCUUGAGGACUUGUCGAUUCGGGGUAUACAAUGGUGUUGGGAUGCGUUAUGCAUAAUGCUGCAGCAAGCAAGAGACGUGAAGCGUCUCUUUAUGAAGGUCGAGUUCACGGGCAAUGAGUCCCUUCAACCUUUUCCUGAGAUUGAUUUUGUCGAGUUCUUCAAUAACCAUCCAAAGCUUCAAACAUUCGACAUCCAUGGAGCAAUGUUCGCUGCACUUUGCCAGAAGAACAGCCUAAAGAAGCUUGAGACAGGAUUUGCAAUACCGUGUUUGGAGGAGGUUACUAUCACAGUAAGAUCUCCACUGAACGCAGAACAGAAGAUGAACACGCUCGAGUCGCUUGUGAGAUAUGCAAGAGUUUUGAAACGAAUGGUGAUAAGGAUUCUUCGGAUGAAGAGCAAUCACAGCAGUGCAGAUGAUUUCUGCGAUGACAUCUGCAAGUUCCGGUACAUGCAUCAGCAUCUUGUUAAAAUUGAAUGAAAUAAUUCUUUUACCUGCUAAUCUUAAAAUUUCGGCCAUUGAUUUCUGUUUCUCAUUGUAUUCGCUGAGCAUUUCUAGUUUGAACUCUUGGGUAAAAUUUUUGUUUCCUGAUUCAUGGUUUUGAACUUUUGACUCUAAUGCCAUUUUAGAACUUUUCCCUGCUGUUGUUGUCUUUAAAAGGAAUGAUAUGAACACAUUUGGUUUUACUGU